AUGGUCUACGAUGUGCUGGAGCUUCUGAUGAACUACUUGCAGUAUCUCUACCUCAUCGUGACGAUCGCCCCAAGUGUGUUUCCCACACUCUACAGCUCCCCUUUCUGGGUUGUAGAUAUUGUGAUGCGUACGGUAUUCUCCAACGGCAGCGACAGCAACGCGAACGACCACAGUCGGGAGACCCUGGGGGUGAAGAGUCCCGCUGGGCGUGAGGGUGGAGCUCACAGCAUGCGUUUGCCACCCUGGGUACCCACUGAUUUGCGCCUCAUGUUUGCCUUCACAAACAUUGUGGCCCCUCUUGUACUUGUGUUUUUCUCCACAUUACUGCUGGGGCCACUCCACUGCACGGCGUUUGCCUAUCUUCUUUGCGCAUCGGUUUUUUGGAUGGUAGCAGGCGCCAUGCUGCUAAUUUUUCUACUGAGGCAACCGCUGGCCACAGAUGAAGUGUGGCAAAGGAGGCUGACGCUGGCAGCCCUUAUGCGCAGCGUAUCCACGCAGGGGGCGACUAUCAUCACAGCGGUGAGCGCGGCUCUUCUGGCCGUGCUGCUCAUCCUUGGCGUCGUCCUCCGUCUGGUGUUGGGGGCACGUGAGCAGGCACGCGUGCUGGAGCGGCUACACCAGCUUGAGUGUGCCCCAGACACGACAGAGGAGCGUGUUGCCCGGCGGUUGCUCUACUCGGAUGACACUGGCCCGGGUAACGGGGAGGAAAUGGAAAAAGAAGCUCGGGUUCAGCGUGCCAAGGCGGAGAUGGCCUACCAACAACUGGUUUGGAGACGGUACAAAGGGACGCACGCCUUCUCCUUGUCGUGGACGUUGAUAAAACUAGUCGUUUCUCUCAUUGGUUUUGCCGCUGCAUUUAUGUUUGCAUUCGCUCCCAAGAUCGAGGUGUUGGUCAUGAUUCAUGCCGGACAGGUGUGUUAUCCACUUGCCGCGGCCUCGUUCUUUUUGUCGCUUUUGUUUGCAGUCGCACUCGUGUUGGGGCUAACGCGAAAGAGCAGGUUACAGCUCUUCAAGCUCAAACUCUGGCUACGCCGCAUGCUGCUCUGCAUGGUGCUUCUUGCGGUGUCGUUUAUGUACUCCCCGAUCCUGCGAAAUGCCAUCGACUUGUUUCCCUGCCAGACGGUGGUGUGUGCGGGGGCCGACGGCGGCAGUCACGGGGGCGACAUUGACUCGUUCAGUGGGUCGGGUGCUGCCUACGUGCAAGGCACACGACUGAGCACCAUCUCUCGCCUCUCUGCGGACGCCAGUGUACCGUGCAACGGCGUCGAUAGCUUCCUGACCGCCUCUGCCAUUCUUGCGUCCUCUGCCUAUGCCAUUUUUUUUCUCCUCCUGCACGGCUUCGUCACCCGGCAGGCGCUACGUGCACUUCGACGGUACCCGUUACCUGAGUCGGUAGCAAAUUCCUCGUCUCUGUAUUCAUGGAAGGAGGAACAACGACCAGACAUCGGAGCGACCUUUGCUGGCGAGGAUGCCGCUGUCGCCUUCUCUUCUACCAUGCCGUCGGCCUCGCUCUUCGCCACCGAUGCGGGAACAGGAACAGCAGGAGCCACAGCCUCACAACCGACGAAGACACCGAAAAAAGUGGAUGUGGUAUAUCGUGCACGUGUAGCCUCCUCAGAGAAUGAGGCACAUUUUUUAUACGCCCCGUAUACCUAUGCAUUCCGCUACUUCAAGCUUGUUGUGCUGGCGCAAAAGACAGCCACAGUCGUCAUCUCAACAUUAAUGCGAGAAGGGAGUGGUGUGGGAAGCCCGUGGAUGGGGUUUGCCGCCUGUGUGUUGAUCCAUGCCGGCUUGGGUGUUAUGUUGGUUGCCUGUCGCCCCUACGCCCAACCGCUAGAGUUUGUGGUAAGCCUUGCGCUCCAGCUCAUGCUCUCGGUGGUCGCCGCGAUGGGUCUAACCUCCGCACUGGCGUCCACCGCCGCACCUGUGCUACUGUGGGGUUUCGUGACCUCCUGCCUCUUCCUAGUGCCAUGUGCCGCAGUUGUAGGGGGUAGCAUUCUGACGCUGCGCCGGCGUCCCAAGCGCACAUUGUGGCGCACACGUGAUGCCAAUCGACGUUCGCGGCCUGUGGAAUGCCGCUUCUUCAUAGGAUGGGGACAACGGCUGGUGGGGUACGUUAGAAGGAAAGAAACUGAGCGCUGGUAUGAGCAAUGCGGGCGCAGUUGCCUGACAAACGAGAUCUUUAUCCCCGCCCUGUAUUUUGUGCGAGAGAAGCGUAUGCCGGUUGGUGGUGAGCCACCCUUCGUGCAGGAGUUGGCUCAUGCCCACACACCUACUGCUGAUGCUGAUGCUAAGCAUGCUCCAUGGCACUGGAAUCCGCUGGGUAUGCUUCCAAGGGCACCCACGAACAAAUGCAGCCAAUUUGUACUGAAACCUCAGCGGUACGCUGCAGGCGGUGGAAGGAUGAAUGCAAGGCGGCACUGGGCAAUACUUCGCACUGCCGUCUUUGCAGGCUGUUUUUGUGGCUUUGCUAAGCACCACCAGCGAAAUACCGCGAAGCCCUCCGUUGCCUCUUGGCGGGCGGUGGCAACCCCGUCAAGGACAACGUCGUUUUUACCCGUUCGGUUGACAGAAGAGCAGUUGUCGCACAGUUUUGCCAUGACAACACUCCUCGCCUCUGUGGCAAAUGAAAGCCGAUGGGAGACGUCCCCGUACUUCAGCAUAGAAAGAAAAUUGUGGCCCUGGCAGCAGCAGCAGCAGGCCUGCAGGGUGUUGGAUGAACCAUUUUCAUCCCCGAACACUUCCUCAUCGCCACAAGAAGCACGCUGGCGGGAGGCCUUCCUGGAGCGGGUUCGUUUUUUUUUGGCUCGUCAGCGCCUGCUCACGAUGCAUUGCCAGCAAAAGCGGCAUCUCGUACUGCUGCAGCUUGCCGUGGAUUGUUUGAUCAAUGCACAGGUGGCACAGACAAUGCGGUAUCUUUUGCUCUUUUUGGGUGUCACAGCGGCCGUAGCUGCGGCCCUCUGCGUCUGCGGGAUGCUUCGCGUGGAGGGAAAUCGCAUACCAUCAUCGCUGAAAUGCACUGCGAUGAAAUAA
This is a messenger RNA of Trypanosoma rangeli, 3033 nucleotides long. RefSeq lists its product as uncharacterized. Lineage: Eukaryota; Euglenozoa; Kinetoplastea; Trypanosomatida; Trypanosomatidae. The coding region runs from base 1 to 3033 and encodes 1010 amino acids. The transcript has a single exon. The record is from RefSeq and is a predicted model, not a curated record.